AUGACUUGUCAAGCAGACAUGGAAGGAGAAAAACUGCGCAAAGGUCCAUGGCUUGAAGAGGAAGAUGAACGACUCACAGGCUACGUAAAUCUAAAUGGAAAUCGGAGGUGGGAUGCUUUAGCGAAAGAAUCAGGUCUAAGGAGGAGUGGUAGGAGUUGCAGGAUGAGGUGGUUGAACUAUCUCCGUCCAAAUCUUAAGCAUGGACGUAUCACUGUCGAAGAAGAGAAAAUAAUCCUUCAUCUUCAUGAACGUUGGGGCAACAAGUGGUCGACGAUUGCUCGAAUGCUUCCAGGAAGAACCGAUAAUGAGAUCAAGAAUUACUGGAGGACAUAUUUAAAGAAGAAAGAACCAAUUCAAGAUGGAAACUUCCAAUGUACAUCAAACAAAGGCCAGCAAAGUCUUUUCUUUCAGGAAGGUGAUAUGAGUGCUGAAAAACAGUACAACUUUAAUCAACACCAUGACUCUGUUUCAAAUUUAUGUGGAGCCAAGGAUGCUUGCUCUGAUGAUCUGGGUUUAUCGGAAUUUGCAUUGACAAAUUCUCCGUACGAAACCAGGUUAUCAGAUUGGAUAUCCGAAUUAUCAAGCGAACAAAGCGGAAUAAACUAUAAUCAGGACUGUAAUAGUGUAGAGUCAGAUUUGUGUCAUCCGACAUGGACUCCAGAUGAUAGCAAUAGGUGGGAGUGUCCAAGUUUCCUCUGGGACAUGAACUAA
This is a messenger RNA of Prunus dulcis (almond), 711 nucleotides long. Its product is annotated as transcription factor MYB27. Gene Ontology annotation, molecular function: DNA-binding transcription factor activity; sequence-specific DNA binding. The transcript has 4 exons. The record is from RefSeq and is a predicted model, not a curated record. Bases 1 to 711 code for a protein of 236 amino acids. Lineage: Eukaryota; Viridiplantae; Streptophyta; Magnoliopsida; Rosales; Rosaceae. Gene Ontology annotation, cellular component: nucleus. Gene Ontology annotation, biological process: regulation of DNA-templated transcription.